Molecule: messenger RNA, 742 nt
Organism: Topomyia yanbarensis
Lineage: Eukaryota; Metazoa; Arthropoda; Insecta; Diptera; Culicidae
Product: histidine-rich glycoprotein-like
Exons: 1
Coding region: 1-708 (235 amino acids)
Source: RefSeq, a predicted model, not a curated record
AUGGUGGUCGGCAGGGUGAUAUUUCUGGUGGCAGUUGUCUGCUGUGUGCUCUCGCUCGUUCAGGCCAGACCCAACGGUAAGGACGAAGAAUGGAAGCACGGUGGCGGAAAGGAUCAUCAUUCUGAGGAACACUCGUCUCAUGGUGAGAAGGGUGAUAAAGGCUACAAACAUGACGAGGAACACGAGGAAGGCAAGAAAGGUCACCAUGAUAAGGAAGGACACAAGAAGGAGUAUCAUGACGAAGGGGGAAAUAAAAAGAAACACCACGAUGAAGGGGGCUAUCACAAGGAGAAUAAGAAGGGCGAGAAAGGUGAGAAGGGGCACAAAUUCGAGGAGAGCGGUAGCUUCAAAAAGGGACACUCGACCAAGGGACAUCACGAGAUACAUAAACUGGAUGAGUUUAAUAAAGAGAAGAAGUUCUUUGAUGAGGAUCACGACGAGGCGCAUGACGAAAAGCAUGGAGACUUCAAGGAGGAGCACGGUUAUUCGCAGGGCGGCCAUGAGAAGAAGGGACAUAAGAAGGGCGGGCAUCAUCACGAUCACUACGGCAAAAAGGGACACAAAAAGAAGGGAUCGCAUCAUAAUGACCACGUAGGCCACAAGGAUGAACAUGGUCAUGACGAACACUGGAAUCACAAGGAGGACUUCGGCAAAAAGGGAGGCAACGAACAUCACAAGAAGUGGGGCCAUAAGAAGGGCCAUCAUUAAAGAUUGCUCGAUCGAAUGAUUGCUUGUAUGUUCA